This is a messenger RNA of Athene cunicularia (burrowing owl), 5993 nucleotides long. It is a transcript of the gene ETS1, whose product is annotated as ETS proto-oncogene 1, transcription factor. The transcript has 7 exons. The record is from RefSeq and is a predicted model, not a curated record. Gene Ontology annotation, cellular component: nucleus. NCBI's taxonomy places the organism in Eukaryota, Metazoa, Chordata, Aves, Strigiformes, Strigidae. Gene Ontology annotation, molecular function: DNA-binding transcription factor activity, RNA polymerase II-specific; sequence-specific DNA binding. Gene Ontology annotation, biological process: regulation of transcription by RNA polymerase II; cell differentiation. Bases 1 to 1242 code for a protein of 413 amino acids.
AUGGAAUGUGCGGAUGUGCCUUUAUUAACUCCCAGCAGCAAAGAAAUGAUGUCUCAGGCGUUGAAAGCCACCUUCAGCGGCUUCGCGAAAGAACAACAGCGGCUGGGAAUCCCCAAAGAUCCCCAGCAGUGGACGGAGACGCAUGUGCGGGACUGGGUGAUGUGGGCAGUGAAUGAGUUCAGCCUGAAGGGAGUGGAUUUCCAGAAGUUUUGCAUGAAUGGAGCUGCCCUCUGCGCCCUGGGCAAAGAGUGCUUCCUGGAGCUAGCGCCUGACUUUGUGGGAGAUAUCCUUUGGGAACACCUGGAGAUCUUGCAGAAAGAAGAGGUAAAACCGUACCCAGCAAAUGGAGUGAAUACAACAUAUCCAGAAUCCCGCUAUACUUCAGACUACUUCAUUAGUUAUGGCAUCGAGCAUGCACAGUGCGUACCUCCCUCUGAGUUUUCCGAGCCCAGCUUCAUCACAGAGUCCUACCAGACCCUCCAUCCCAUCAGCUCGGAAGAGCUCCUGUCUCUCAAGUAUGAGAACGACUAUCCCUCGGUCAUCCUGCGUGACCCGGUGCAGACAGACUCCCUGCAGACAGACUACUUCACGAUCAAGCAAGAAGUAGUAACGCCAGAUAACAUGUGCAUGGGACGUGCCAGCCGAGGUAAACUGGGCGGCCAGGACUCCUUCGAGAGCAUAGAGAGCUACGACAGCUGUGACCGCCUGACGCAGUCCUGGAGCAGCCAGUCCUCCUUCCAGAGCCUGCAGCGUGUCCCUUCCUACGACAGCUUCGACUCGGAGGACUACCCCGCCGCCCUGCCCAACCACAAGCCCAAGGGCACCUUCAAGGACUAUGUUCGAGAUCGGGCCGAUAUGAACAAGGACAAGCCUGUCAUUCCUGCUGCUGCCCUUGCUGGCUACACAGGCAGUGGACCCAUCCAACUGUGGCAAUUCCUGCUGGAACUGCUCACUGACAAGUCCUGUCAGUCCUUCAUCAGCUGGACGGGCGACGGCUGGGAAUUCAAACUUUCUGACCCAGACGAGGUGGCCAGACGAUGGGGCAAGAGGAAAAACAAGCCCAAGAUGAACUACGAGAAGCUGAGCCGCGGCUUGCGCUACUACUACGACAAGAACAUCAUCCACAAGACGGCCGGGAAACGCUACGUCUACCGUUUCGUCUGCGACCUGCAGAGCCUGCUGGGCUACACGCCCGAGGAGCUCCACGCCAUGCUGGACGUCAAGCCCGAUGCCGACGAGUGAAGGUGGCCGGCCGGGGCAGAGGGAUCACCCCGUGGCAUUUUGGAGAGUCAAUGGGACCUUUUCUGUUGGUUCUUUUUUUAUUUUUACUGUUAUUUUUGUUGUUUUGUUUUUUUUAAAAGAGCAACUCAGAUCUGAUGCUUUGAGGAUGUUGGGUGAGAGGGUGGCGGAAGAGACAAACUUUUAUCCAAAACCUAAAAAGUUUGGUUCGGAGAAGGAUGGGCUUGUUUUUUUUUCCUGAAAGCUCCAAGACAGGCUUUUUUUGGGGGUGAAAUUCUGAGUUUUAAGAAAGCCAGAAAAAUGUAGCUCACUUAAAAAAAACCCAAACCCCUCCCCAUCCCUUGUUGUUUAGAAAAAAUGUUAUCCAGUGUGGAUCCCUUUGGUUUUUGUAUUAUUCGCACACAAACUGACAGUUCAGGAAAUUACAGUGUUCCCGAGGAUUUGAGGAUUUUAAACUUUUUUGGGGGGCGGGGAGGGAGAACCAAAGUGGGGGAAUAUUCCUUUCGGGGAGGGGCAAUAUAGGAAAGAACCAAGAACUGUUUGUCGUUCUUGUUACAUCACCUUUCUGUCAGUUGUCUUCUUUUCUACAAAAGACAGAAUAUUUGCUAUAGGAGGGAUCAAGACUCUUUUUUUUAAAAAAAAAAAUUUGUUAAAGUUUUAUUUUAUUAAAUUUUGUGCCAGUAUUUUUUUUAAAUAGUCUUAAGCUCUAAGAUGGUCUCAGUAUUGCAAUAUUGUGUGUGUUUGUUUCUGUUAUGCCAGCAGAGAGUUUUAUCACAGUGAGGAAAAAGAAAAAAAAAAAAAAAACGAGUUUAUGUAGACCCCACUGGAGAAGUGUAGCACUGUGACUCGGCAUCUCCGAAUCGUGUGUGAAGGAAAAUUUUAACUCCAAACUGGCUCCUGGUGAUGCUGGCUGGGUGUGUCGCUCUUGCUUCCAGUCCCACACGCUUUGCUCCACCAUUUGCUGAUAAAGCUGGUUGAAAUUUCCGCUUUUGUUGUUGUUGUUAAAAAAAGGGCCUUUUUGUACAGCUGCGUUUUGUGCAUGAAACCUGUCAAGUUUUGUGGGGAAAAUGUCUUUUUUGCAUUUUCCAAACAACUUUUUUUGCUCAAGGAACACUUUUGGUGCUUUCAGAAAAUUUGGGUGGGGUUAGUUUGUUGGGUUUUUUUUGUCUAGCAGAAAAAGGGAGAAAUUCCCAUAUUUUGAACGUGGUUAAGUGGAAAAUAUGUAAGUUGGUUGGGGGAAAAAAAAUCAGGAAAAAGUUGAAAAAAACAAAGGGAAAUGUUCUUUUCUUCCUGUUUCGACCAGCUCUAUCUUUAUUGCUGUAUGUCUAAAUCAGCCUGGGCACACGCAGAAAGGAAAUUGUCCGUGCAAAUGGGUUCUUUACUGCUCUUUGUAAGCCUGAUCCUGCAGACCCUGGCAGGGUGUGAUUAACAUGAAGCAUAUGACCGGUGUCGCUGGGGUAAACGGGAGGUCUCAUGCGCUUGCCCGAGAUGGUUGCAGGACCACUCCUGGGGGGAGCUGCUCCCAUCUGUCCUCCAAACCUUCAGGGACUCGUUCAGAGGGGUAAAUCCUGCGGCCCCCAGCACUUCCCAGGCUGCUCUGAGCAGACUGAGGCUCCCGACUGCCUUCGGGGUGGGUCUGGUGUGAGUUAGAGCGCGGGGCAGUGAGCGUUUCUUUAUCCAGAUACAACCCCGAAGCCGGAUCCGUGCGGAUCCAAACGCCAAACGGGGUCUGUCACCCCUGAGAGCCACUGGGCUUUUUGUUUCUAAAGACAGUAUUAUGCGUUGGAACCAAAAGUACCUUCUUUUUGUGUUGUUUGUCUGUCCGUCUGUGUGCUUUAGGUAGUUGUGUUCGUCACAGAGGCACUGUGAGACAGCAGUGGGGGGCGAGGUGGGGAGAGGCUUGCCAGAGUUGCUCACCGGGCGGUGCCUGUGUAGUACAGGCUGAUUUGUUGUGUCAGCAGGGCAGGGCUCUGUGCAGAAAGCCAAAAUAUUCAGGCAUAUAACCCCCCCUGCACAGGGGCGGUGUUGGGGAGCUCGACCUCAGGGCCAGGUGAUGUUCAGAGGUGCUGGGCUCUCCUCCACAUCCUCCAGACCUGGGGGCACCUCUGUAUCCCCAGUUAGUCAUUUUGGGGCAAGUCAACCCCAAAACUGCUGUGUACUUAAAAAAAAAAAAAAAAAAAGGUGCUGGUGGAGGGGAAAUGAGUGGGCCAAGAGGGAGCUCCAGCCAAGGGGGAUGAAAGCAGAAGGUGGUUUAGGCGAGGGAUGUUAUUAUGCUGUUAGCUCACAGGGCUGGGGCUGCGCAUCAUCCCACUGAGCAUAUGGGAAGAAAAGGGUGUGAUGGACGGAAAGGAAGGAAAAAGGGGAUGAAAGGAAGGUGAAAGGAACAUGCACCAAAGGAGGAAAGGGACACUGCCUGUUGGGAAGUUAAACUUCAGCUCAGCUCCUGGGGCAGAUAGGGAGGAUGGGAGAAAGCAGCUGGGCCGAGCUGGAGAGAGGAAAGGAAAACACAGAUAGCGUGGAUGAGACCCCCCCCAGCAGCAAGGCAUCGGGGCAGAGCUCUGCUGAAAAGGGACACAGAAAUGUGCAGGGGAGGAGCAGUUCAAGAGCUUCCUGACAGGACACAUCGUACAGGUUGGAUUUUCAGCAAUCGGGUGGGUUUUUUUGGGCGGUUGGGGUUGCUGUCCUGCGUGCAGCUGCUGAGUGCCCUUAGCUUACCCUUCACAGGCCACUUCUACCUGUGCUUUGGAAAAUCCCUCUUACACCCUUAGAAAGGGUUCCCUGUCUCCUGCCCUGGGCACCACGUCGUGUCCCAGGACAUGCCUCCUGCUUCACUCGGAUGCUCCACUGCAGCUGAAGUGCCUUUUUCAAGCGGAAAACAGGGAUAAAAUUUCCCUCCGAUGGAAGGAACCGCAGGUCCAGGUACCAACCCCAUCCUUCUGCCAGGCUAAAUCCCUUGUCUGCUCCACUGUGCUUUUUUUUUCCAGGUUUCCAAGCUGAACCUGUGUGUUCCUUGUGUUUUAAGAAGGUGCUUUAAAGGUUAGGAAGGGCCAGUCGUGGAAAGCAGCUCUGUUUUUUGGAAGUAGCCCCUGGUUGGAGCUUCUCCAUCGUUUCUCCCGGCUGUUUGCCAUCACAGCUCGCAGCCUGUGUGCAAGUGCAGCCGGAAAAGUCCUAGGGACAGCAGGUUCAUCAUUUCCUGUUUUCUUCUAUUUUUUUAUUCCCAAUCUAGAGACCAUCCCGGAGAGGGCUGUGUGCUGUUUAUACACUGGAAAUUUGCAGAUUUGUUCUUGUUCCUUUGGGUUUUUUCUUUCUUCUUUUUAACUGUAUGUUGACUUUUGGUGAGGGGUGUGCUGGAACCCAAACCCUCUGACCUCCUGUUCUCUGAGGCCAUGAAAUUUUGGUUCUCACUUCCAUGUGCUGGACCAGAAGGAUGGGUUUGAGAGGGAUGGUGGAGAUCUGCCCGGGAUGGGCCUCGCUCUUGUGCUGGUUUCUCUGCAUGGGGCUGAGCUUCACCUUCAGCAGAUACACACAGCUUUUAGAAAUUGGGUAGUUUUGUCUUGUUUUGGAAUGACUCAGGUGCUUUUGGUGAUUUUUUACAAAUAUUUGUCUGUGUUCUGCUCGUGAUCUGCUCUUUUCUGUGCAGGGGCAUGUCCCCUUGGCUUUGUGGCAGAGCCUGAGUCCUACCUUGGGAGCGUAGCACUUGCAAACAGCUUUCUGGGGCCUCAGCAGUCGGUAUUGGGGACCUCAGUAAAAGGAAAAAAACAAAAACCUGAUGCAAAAUGCAAGUGCUUUUCCUGCUGCCUCUCUUCCAUCUCUGCAUGUAGAGUGAUCAUAACCCGUGGACACUCGUGUGUGUGUGAGUGUAGAUCCAUUUUAUUUCCACACUACCACCGUCCCGCUCCAGACGUGGUGUAAUAACCACACAGGGCAGGAAAUAAAAAAUACUGUGUGAUGUAACCUCCUCAUGUCUUUCCAAACCAACACCUCCAAAUAAAAGGUCCCAGUAAGCACCGAUAAAUUCAGAUGCUGCAGGAAACAUCCCCAUCUUCUGUCUCUUGCUCUUCUGGGGGGGGGUUCUGUGAGGCUUUAGGGCUUGGUUGCUUGUUCCUCGUUAACAUUGCAAAAUUUGGAUGCCUUGGUGUGCUCUGCUCUCUGGUAGGGUCUAUAUAACAUCCGUGAGCUGUUGUCUACAUUCCAAAGAGGUUUAAAUAAAUGAUAAAUCUAUGUAUACAUAUAUGUUAUAAUGGAAUAUCUCCAGGAAUUAACUGCCUCAGUAAAAAAAAAAAAAGUCUUUGUUUUGUUUUGUUUUGUUUUUACACAUGGGAUUUUUUUUUAAACUGAUAAACAUAGAAGAAGAAAAAAAAAAGAGAUUGUUAUAUUGUGCUGUUCGACUAUUUUCCAACUUGUAUUUUCAUAUAAUUUAUAUUUUUUAAAAGUGGAAAAAAAUUUUAAAAGCGAGAUUAAAAAAAAGGAAAAAGCAGGUGCUUUUUAAAAAAAACUGAGCUGAGGUAGCUUAGAGAUGUAGCGAUGUGUGUGUGUGUCCGUGUGUUGUGUUUUGUUUUGUUUUGUUUUUAAAGGAUACAAAAAAAAAAAAUCCCUCCUACAUUGAAUUCUUAAAGAAGGAGGGGAUUGGUUUUGUUUUAAUUGCUGAUGCUGGCACAUCAUUUUGCUGGAGAGUUUUUUAUAUACUGUAGCCUUAUUUCAUAUCGUAUUUUAAACCAUGUGAAAUUAAAAGAAGAAUAAUUCAUAACCCUCAG